UUGAAAUCCAUCAUCAAGCGCGCACUUAAUCUUCAAAGAUGUCGUUGUUUUCCAAUCCUACACAAGCAUUCGGCACUAAUCCCGCUACAACUGCUACCACGGGGUUUUCAUUUGGUGGAGCGGUGACGACAUCGGCGCCAGCAUUUGGUGGUUUCGGCAGUACUGCUACAACAGCAGCACCCACGGGCUUUUCAGGUUUCGGGACAGGAACACAGGCAACCUUAGGGCAAACCACAGGGUUUUCCGGGGGCGCUGCACCGGCAACGACUACAGCAGCGACAGGUUUCAGUGGUUUCGGGACUAACCCCGGCACAUCCACCACAGGUUUCUCAGGAUUUGGGGGAACGGCGCCAACAACAACUACUGCCUCUGGAUUUACAGGAUUCGGUGGAUUUGGAACCACAUCAGGCUUUGGUGCUGGAACAGGAACCACAACAGGCUUCGGUGCUGGAACAGGAACCACGACAGGCUUUGGAGCAGCUCCAGGAACAACAGGGACCUCCACAGGAUUUGGGGGGUUUGGCACCACCGGAUUUGGUGGUGCCACAACUGGACAAACUGGCUUUGGAGCAGGAUUGUUUGCAGGAGGCCAGCAACCUCAGCAGCAGCAACUGCAACAACAACAUGGUGCAUCUGACCUCACCAACAUGGCCAUGGCGGUGUCUUUGCCGCAGAUCUAUGGUGAUGAGAGAGACGCCAUUAUUGCUAAAUGGAACCAGCUACAGGCCUGCUGGGGAACCGGGAAGGGAUACUACAGUCAAAAUGGCAUGGUGGAGUUCAAGGCAGAUAAUCCCUUCUGUAGAUUCAAGGCGAUAGGUUACCAUGUGAUACCAAGUGGGAGGAAUGAGGAUGGGUUGGUGGCGCUCAUGUUGAAAAAGAAGCAGACGGAGGUGACAGCGGCUCAGCAAGGAAUUGUUGACACUCUGCACAAGAUGCUAGGCAGUAAACCCACUCUCUCCGUUUGUGUGGAGGGCAUCAGACCACUCCCAGAGGACAGGACAGAGUUGGUGAUCUAUGUACUGGAACGUCCACCCACAGGACCUGCUAGACGGGUGGGAGCAUCUGACCUGUUCACAUUUAUGACCCUGCCAGGGUCCAAGAACACACUGGUCACCCAGCUGACCGUUGAGAACAUUGUGCCGAAGAUGGGCUGGUCCAGUGAACAGCUGAAGGAGUAUCUAGAUAAACCUCCAGCUGGUAUUGACCCAGUACUGUGGCAGCAGGCCAAGCUGGACAACCCAGAUCCAACCAGACUCAUCCCCGUCCCCAUGAUCGGCUUCAAGGAGGUCCAGCGGCGACUACAACACCAGCAGGAGCAGACACGACUACAUCAACAACGUCUCGAUGUGAUGUCUGGUGAUUUGACAGACCUUCAGAACAAACACAGCAACAUGCUGGCUCGGCAGGAGGAGUACAAGAGGAAACACCUGGAGCUGGGGCACCGACUGUUACAGGUGAUUGUAAAGCAGGAGAUCUACCGGAAGAUGGGGUAUGCCAUCCAGGCUGAAGAAGAGCAUCUCAAGGUACAGCUGGAGGUCCUGCAGACUGAGCUCAACCACCCCACACAGUUUAAGGGUCGACUCAAUGAACUGAUGUCACAAAUCCGGAUGCAGAAUCACGUGUCAUCUCAGCGACAGGAAGCAUCCUUUCAGAUGGACACAGAACUACAGUCAGAGAUCAAGCAGCUGUUGAAGCAACAACAAGAUGGCCUCAAUCAUCUGAUCCAAAUCUUGAAAGAUGAUGCCUCAGACCUUCACCUUAUAGAGUCAUCCCUCGCAGAUACCAUACAGACACGGAGGUGAUGACACAUCUCAGUAGGAUGGAAACAUUGUUGCUGUAGGAGUCUCUGCAGAUGCUGCACAGUUUGACUCACAGAUGGGACAAAAAGCUUCUGACAUCGUCCUUGUCAUAUCCUUCGUGACUCCGGUGCUGUACCAUGUCCUUGAGAAGAGUCUUUGUUUGGUCUGCAACGUAACAAUUCAUGACACAACAGGGUUAAUGCACACUGAUCUCUGAUGUGAAGUGAAAUGAUCAGCAUUAUGUCUCAUGUAUAUUGGGGUGUGGUAAAAUGGCGGUCAGGUAGCCUAAUGGUUUAAGUGUCCGCUCGUCACGGUGAAGACCCGGGUUCGAUUCACCACAUGGGUACAAUGUGUGAAGCCUGUUUCUGGUGUCCCCGCCAUAAUAUUGCUGGAAUAUUGCUAAAAGCGGCGUACAACCUCACGCACUCACUGCAUCAUAAUGAUUUCCUCCUGCAUCAAGACAUGUCAUGGUAUCAGUGAAAUACUGUUCAGGUGAGGUAACCAAAUCAUCGUGCUGUAUGAACCAUUGUCAACACAUGGAACAGCUUUCUUGUUUUCCUGUAAACAUAACAUAAUUCCAGGACAACUGGUACUGAAGGCUUUGUAACACGAGUCAACCAAACUUUACGAGAUAGUUUGUGGAGUACCACUGUCUGGAGUCAUUGAUACUUAGUGGCAAGAAUGUUGACAAAAUACAGCUUGAAUAAAAUCUGAAGUAAGGGGGUAGCCUAGCUGCCAUACCACUGGCUUGUCACAUUGGAAACCAUGGCUCACUGACACAGUGUGUGAAGUGUAUUCUUGUUGAACCCACAGCUUUGAUAUUAAUGGAAUGUGUAUGAGAGCCAACUCAUUCACAUGCGAAAUAAUUCAGUCUUAUGAUAACCUGCAUGGUUCGUGGACCAAGAAGAAAUCUUUCUCCAGACAACAAUAUCAUACCGGCAGGAAUUUAUUUCAGAGACGGAUUGUUGGUGCACAUUAUGGUUAUAUGGUUAUUGAAAAGUCUUGCAG
Molecule: messenger RNA, 2807 nt
Organism: Haliotis rubra (blacklip abalone)
Lineage: Eukaryota; Metazoa; Mollusca; Gastropoda; Lepetellida; Haliotidae
Product: nucleoporin p54-like
Exons: 11
Coding region: 39-1802 (587 amino acids)
Biological process (GO): nuclear pore organization; NLS-bearing protein import into nucleus; protein localization to nuclear inner membrane
Cellular component (GO): nuclear pore; nuclear pore central transport channel
Molecular function (GO): structural constituent of nuclear pore
Source: RefSeq, a predicted model, not a curated record